UAUGUCUGAUUAAUUAGAUUAGUUAUAAGAGGGCAUUGUUCAAAAUGAAGUGUCUGAAAAUAGAGACUAAGAGCUUUUUGAUUAGAUGGCCUCAAGAUAAUAUAAUGAGAAAAAACAAAAUCUUUAAAUUGAAGAAGAGGAUGGAGGAGAUUAAAAUCAACCAGUUGGUGCUAUAUCAGAAGUUGUAAAACCAGACGAGAAUAAAAAGAACGUAUCUUAGAUUACAACCAAAAAUAGACCGUUUUGAUUAAUAAAGCAGAAACAAAAAGAAUAGUACAUUAGGCUGCAUUAGAAAGAAAGACAGAAGCAUUUGAAUAAACAAAAAGCUUUGAACUUCAUAGAUCAACAUAAAUUCUGUAACAUAGAUAAUUGGUGGAUUCUGUAUGGGCAAGAUUGUAGAAAGUAGUAGCUUCAUCUGAUGAAUCUAUGAAAUUUUUAACUUCAUUUAUGAAAUAAAGAAUUGAAUAGGAAGAAUUAUAAUUAAAAUAUUCCUAAACAGCUUCAUUAAACAGAUUGUUUAAAGAAUUUGGUAAUAUUCUAUUAAUGUUUUAGAUGGAAGGAUAAUGUAAUGCAACUAUCCUGAAUUUUCAAAAGCAGUAAGAACAAUUGAUUCUGCAAUGGAAAGAUAAACAGAUUAAAUUAAAAUAUUUAUUACAUGGAUGUAAAAUUAAACAAGAGAAAGAUUAGAAUAAGAAAUGAAUAAUUUUACAAAUCAAAAUAGAGGUUAUCAAUAUAUUUUAAUUAUAAAGAUCUUAUCAAUUCAUAUAAUAGAUAUAAGAAAACAUUAAUAGAUUUAGAUAAAGAUGUUAUAAAAUACUUUAAUAAAUAUGAUAAAAUGUACUAAAAUAUCACAAUUAAAGGUAAGAAACCAUAAAAAGACUUUUUAAGAGCUGAAUUAAAAUAUAAAUAGGUAUUUUAAUAUUUAUGAUUAUGCUUAGGCUGCUUCUAAAGUAAUAGUAUUUUAAAGAGAGUUUGGAACUUGGCUAUUAAAUAGCUGGAAUGAAAUAAAAUAAUUAGAGACUUAAAGAUUAGAUUUGGUUAAUCAUACAUUAUUAGAGUUUUAAAAUUAAGUAAUGAAUGUUUACGGUAAAAUUCCUUAACAUGAUUCUAUAAUUGGAGCAUUGAAUGGAGUUAAAGUUUAAUAAGAAGUAAAUAAUUUGUAUUCAUAUGAUUUUGUAUUGACAAAAUAGGAACUAGAAUUUAUUUAGACAGAAUAAUAAUAAGAAUUAGUAAAAUAUUUUCAAAAUUUCUAAGUAUUAAAAAUUAUUAAAUAUGUAUAGGUAAUUGAUAAAUAUGCUGAAUAAUCUCAUCCUUUAAUUCUAAAAUAAUUUUCAGCUUAAAGAGAUGUUGGAACUAUUGGUAAGACUUGGAUUGAGACUGGUAUUAUAAUUACAGUUGAUCAUUACUUUCUUACUUUUGAUGGUAAACCAACUAGGUUUUCAAAGCCUGAAAAUAAAUAUCCUCUUGAUGGAAUGAAAAUGACAACAAAAAAUGCUUUAGAAUUAGAGAUUUAAUUUGUAAUUCCUGGAUUAGUAAUGGAUUCAAAGAAGAAAUUACUAAUUCAAUUUAAGAAAUCUGAUGAAUUAGAGGAAAUAAUGUAUUUUCUAGAAACAGUUGGGCAAAAUAAAUUUGCUUUAAAUUGAA
Paramecium pentaurelia is the source of this 1644-nucleotide messenger RNA. The record is from the annotation of a GenBank genome assembly. Lineage: Eukaryota; Ciliophora; Oligohymenophorea; Peniculida; Parameciidae.